This is a messenger RNA of Myotis brandtii (Brandt's bat), 732 nucleotides long. RefSeq names its product hydroxysteroid (17-beta) dehydrogenase 8 (gene HSD17B8). The transcript is spliced from 8 exons. Gene Ontology annotation, biological process: estrogen biosynthetic process. Lineage: Eukaryota; Metazoa; Chordata; Mammalia; Chiroptera; Vespertilionidae. Gene Ontology annotation, molecular function: estradiol 17-beta-dehydrogenase [NAD(P)+] activity. The record is from RefSeq and is a predicted model, not a curated record. The annotation marks the transcript as partial.
UCGGAGGCCGGGGCCGCCAGGCGCCUGCUGGAGCAAGUGCAGGCCUGCUUUUCUCGCCCGCCGUCUGUCGUCGUGUCCUGUGCGGGCAUUACUAGGGAUGAGUUUCUUCUCCACAUGUCUGAGGAUGACUGGGACAAAGUCAUAGCUGUCAACCUCAAGGGUAUCUUUCUCAUCACUCAGGCUGCAGCCCAAGCCCUGGUGUCCAGUGGUUGUCAUGGCUCCAUCAUCAACAUCAGUAGCAUCGUAGGGAAGGUGGGGAACCUGGGACAGACAAACUACUCAGCAUCCAAGGCUGGCGUGAUUGGGCUGACCCACACUGUGGCCCGGGAACUUGGCAGACAUGGGAUCCGCUGUAACUCUGUCCUUCCAGGGUUCAUUGCAACACCCAUGACACAGAAAGUGCCACAGAAAGUGCUGGACAAGGUGACUGGAAUGAUCCCGAUGGGACACCUGGGGAACCCUGAGGAUGUGGCAGAUGUGGUCGCAUUCUUGGCAUCUGACGACAGUGGAUACAUCACCGGGGCCUCAGUGGAAGUCACUGGAGGACUCUUCAUGUAACUGCCUCAAGGACCCUGGACUCUGCGCGCCCCCCACCACUCUGCGGCCUCCUGCUGACGAGGACUCCGAGUUCCCAGGCUACAAAAGAGGUGGCAGUGUAUGGCUCAGGAAUGCUGAAUAUGGGAGGCAGGGGUGCUUGUGACCUUAAUAAAUUCCAAAUCCUCUUCCCUGCCA